GUAUGGAUGUUAACCGCCUUCUCUUCGCCUCCUGGCUGCUGCUCGGGCUAGCGGCAGCGAACAUCUAUAAAGGACAUGAAGUAUGGCGCCUCAAUAACCUCAAUAUCGACCAAGCACAGGACAUCCACACAUUCCUGACGGCUCUGGACUUCGAUGUCUGGAGCCAUGGAAGGGACUCUCUUGAUGUCAGGGUUCCCCCGCACCUGGCGAGGCCUCUGCAACGUCGCCUGCAGGAGAUCUCUGUCUCUCAUACGAUCUUGAUGGAUGAUGUGCAGAGGAAAAUCGACGAGGAACGCAGGGUCUUGGGAAAAUCUCGAGGAAAAGCUGGAAUUCAUAUAAGCGAAUAUAAUGAGCUGGAAGUGAUUGAAGGCUACAUGACCGAGCUUUCCCAGAAGUACGAGUGGGUUAGCCUCAAAUCCAUCGGCAAAACUUACGAAGGUCGGGACUUAUGGGUGAACAUCCUAGCAGUCCCUGGAGAAACCCCUAAGCCAGCUGUGUGGAUCGACUGCGGUAUCCACGCUAGGGAGUGGAUUACCCAGGCGACCUGUGUCUUCGGUUUAGAAUUUCUGACGAGCCAAUACGGUACAAACGAAGGUGCCACAAGCCUUCUCGACGCUUACGAUGUCUACCUGAUGCCAGUGCACAACCCUGAUGGCUAUUACUACACCUGGCAUAAUGACAGACUCUGGAGGAAAAACAGAAUGCAACACGAGGGCAACAUUUGCACUGGCGUUGACCUCAACAGGAACUGGGACGACGGGCACUGGGGAGGCGCUGGUACAUCUGACAACAGCUGUUCAGAUAUUUACAAAG
Penaeus monodon (black tiger shrimp) is the source of this 813-nucleotide messenger RNA. RefSeq names its product carboxypeptidase B-like. The record is from RefSeq and is a predicted model, not a curated record. Gene Ontology annotation, biological process: proteolysis. Lineage: Eukaryota; Metazoa; Arthropoda; Malacostraca; Decapoda; Penaeidae. Gene Ontology annotation, molecular function: metallocarboxypeptidase activity; zinc ion binding.